UUUUUAAAUAAAAAAAUAACAAAGAUUUUAAUUAAUGAAGGGCCAAGCUGAUUAAAAGAAGGAAGCAACAAAAACAGUUAAGAAAGUUAAGACAACCAAUAAAAGUGCACCAGCAAGAUUAUGGGUUAAGGCUGCAUUCACAGGUUUCAGAAGAUCAAAGGUUUAAUAAAAUGAGAAUUAAGCAUUGCUCAAAAUUCAACAUGUGGAAGAUGUUGCUUCAAGCAGAUUCUACUGGGGAAAGAGAGUUGCAUACAUUUAUAAGGCCCACACACUUAAGAGCAACACAAAGUUCAGAACUAUUUGGGGUCGUAUUAGUAGAUCACAUGGAUCAAAUGGAGUUGUGAUUGCUCAUUUUGGCAAAAAUCUUCCACCAAGAGCUAUCGGAUCAACCCUCAGAGUAUUCCUCUAUCCAAACAGAGCUUGAAAAUACACACAUACAAUACAAAUAAUACAUUAAUCAAUUUUAAUUAUUUUCAAUUUCAAUAAGAAAA
Paramecium tetraurelia is the source of this 491-nucleotide messenger RNA. RefSeq lists its product as uncharacterized. Gene Ontology annotation, cellular component: cytosolic large ribosomal subunit; ribosome. The transcript has 3 exons. Lineage: Eukaryota; Ciliophora; Oligohymenophorea; Peniculida; Parameciidae. Gene Ontology annotation, molecular function: structural constituent of ribosome. The record is from RefSeq and is a predicted model, not a curated record. Gene Ontology annotation, biological process: cytoplasmic translation; ribosomal large subunit biogenesis.